CCGGCCAGCGCUGGGGCGAGGUCCCAACGGGGCGAGCGACACCCCAGCAGCGGCGCGCCACCGCCGCUGGGCGUCCCAUGGCGGCGCGCGACGGCGGCCCCCCACCGGGCGAGCGGGGCGGCGCCCAUGCCGUGGCGGGAGCGCCGAGAUCGAGGCCGAGCUGGCUCCGCCCCAGGCCCACGCCGCGGCGGCGGCGGCCGAGGCAGGCGGGCGCGCGGUGCAGGCGCAGCCUGUCGUGAAGGUGCCGACGCUCAAGUUCCGGGUCGUGAAGGGGUCGCUGGUCGCCGGCAGGACGAUUGGGAGCCUGUGCGUGAACGCCGAGUACGGGAUCGAGAUCGUGAAGAUGCGGAAGGUAAGACCGGGCGUUUGGAUCGAUUUCCCAUCCGCGCGGGACUCUAUCGACGUGGGAGACCUCUUGUUUGUGAUCAUCGAUCGGGAUGA
This is a messenger RNA of Prorocentrum cordatum, 441 nucleotides long. The record is from the annotation of a GenBank genome assembly. Lineage: Eukaryota; Dinophyceae; Prorocentrales; Prorocentraceae.